CGACAGCGUUUUGGAUGGUCUUAAAGACGGAAGAACAACCCACAGUGAGGAACUAGAACCCCUGCGGCCAGAAACUGUGGAUUCUGUCGUUAAAUCCUCGAAAAUUAGUUGCAGAUCUAUUUGAAUCCGUUAAUCCUCUGCGAAGAUCGCGGAAAAUAAAGACAAAAGGGGGGUGGGAGAUGAAGCAGGCGAGAUUUCUGGAUUGGUAUCUGAAGAUCGCGAUUGGAUCGGCUAUCAUCGGCGGAGGAAUGGAGUUCUUCAUGAUCAAGACUGGUUUCUACGACAAGGUUACUGUACUUGAAGCUGAGAAACGUGCCUAUGAAAAUUCCCCUGAAGCACAAGCCGUGAGAGAAGCCCUUAAUCCCUGGAGAAACAAGGACGCUGAAGCUACCAAAACUCCAUAGAGUAAUCGUUAAGUUCCUUUCCUCUCACUCUCACUCUCACUCUCACUCUCACUCUCAAACUUUGCAAAUGUUCAUUCAAUCUCUGCUGUUUUGACAUAUAAAGUUUUCCCUUUCUGCCUUUUUUCCAUUUGCUAAAUGUAGCGGCCUUGAACACAUUUACAUCUUAUGAAUGAAGAAGAUAUACGAUGCUUUA
Messenger RNA from Brassica oleracea var. oleracea, 597 nucleotides. RefSeq lists its product as uncharacterized. The transcript has 2 exons. The record is from RefSeq and is a predicted model, not a curated record. The coding region runs from base 180 to 404 and encodes 74 amino acids. NCBI's taxonomy places the organism in Eukaryota, Viridiplantae, Streptophyta, Magnoliopsida, Brassicales, Brassicaceae.